Messenger RNA from Pectinophora gossypiella (pink bollworm), 715 nucleotides. RefSeq names its product transcription initiation factor TFIID subunit 13 (gene Taf13). Gene Ontology annotation, biological process: transcription by RNA polymerase II. Bases 102 to 494 code for a protein of 130 amino acids. NCBI's taxonomy places the organism in Eukaryota, Metazoa, Arthropoda, Insecta, Lepidoptera, Gelechiidae. Gene Ontology annotation, cellular component: transcription factor TFIID complex. The transcript has 5 exons. The record is from RefSeq and is a predicted model, not a curated record. Gene Ontology annotation, molecular function: protein heterodimerization activity.
UCCGUGACACACAAGUCUGUCAGCCAGCCACUACUUUUUUCCCGGUUGUUGUUGACGUGUUCUAGUUUCUAGUUCUAGAAAAUUAUUAUUUACUUAACAGUAUGACGACACCCACACCUGAUGCCCCUGAAAAUUUCGAUCAGUUUGAUGAUGAGGAAACCGAGCAGCAGUUGGGAGCAACAGCGACCGGGCGGAAACGUUUGUUUAGUAAAGAAUUGCGUUGUAUGAUGUACGGUUUUGGUGACGAUCAGAAUCCCUACACAGAAAGCGUGGACUUUUUAGAAGACUUAGUUAUUGAAUUUAUUACUGAAACUACGCACAGAGCAAUGGAAGUGGGCAGGACAGGCCGAGUUCAAGUAGAAGACAUCAUAUUCUUAGUACGCAAAGAUCCACGAAAGUAUGCCCGUGUGAAAGAUCUGCUGACGAUGAAUGAAGAACUGAAGAAGGCAAGAAAGGCCUUUGAUGAAGUGAAAUAUGUUGAAGAUCAACAAUAACAUGGUGACCAAACAACCAACGCCAUGCCACUAAGACUGAUGCAAAAUGACAUGAGGACAAUGAUGAUGAGACAUCAGAGACUUAAUUAUGAGUGUGAUGUUUGGUGAUCUUAUUCAUAUCGGCAUUCCAGCUCUCACUGCCACCUCAGUGAUGAAAAUGGAUUUCUAAGUUGUACAUAAUGUGAGACCAGGUAACAUAAAUAAAUUAUUUGUUGUAAGGA